AUGGAGACGAGCAGAAGGCUGCGAGGAGGGAACCCUCGUUCUCAACCGCGCCCGCUGCCUCCUCCUUUGUCUUUGUCUACCGCUGCCCAAUCGCACCUGCCUCCAGACGGGUCGAAUGCCCAAUCGUCCCUGCCUCUGUCGAGACUGCAUGCCCCAUUGCCUGCGACUCCUCCGUUCGACCACUCGCACCUGCACUCGACCUACGAUGCUCCUUCCCCAUUGACGCCUUCACUGCCGUCACAUCCUGCCCAGUUGCGGCCCGAGUCGUGGCAGUCGGUCACCCAAGACUCUGUUCUGGACAACCUGCUGCUAUCGUUUGAUCGUAUGCCGGGCUCUGCUUCGGGCCCGCCUGAGCGUCGAUCAAACAUGCCAGACUUUGACAGCGACAACUUCGACACAGGCAGCUCCUCCUUCUCCCCGCCGCGAGCCUUCCAGCGCCUGCAACAACGCGUGCGAGGUCACACCUACUCGUCCUCUGCGUCGCACGACUCCGACACCAUCAGCAACACCUCGCAACUCACCGCACGUAUCCGCACCAACAGCCACUCCGAUUCACGUCCUUCUACCGUCCAGAGCGUCGACUACAGCCACGGUCACGUCCUCGGUACUACACGCAUCGGUGGACAGGACAAGUCCGACCCACGCAUCCAGGGCACUCCUGAAGUCGUGUCCAAUGGCAUUCUCGACCGCGGCCGUCCCAUCCCUAGCAUGUUUAGCACUUACGAAGUCCACUGUCCCGAGCCAAGAGUCCCCGGCGGACCAUCCAAGACAAACACAACAAAAGAGCAGGCCUCUACAAACAACAACAUCCCGCAGAGCAUCCGGGACCAAGCCUUGGAGUUUGUGCGACAGUCCAACAUGCGCGCCCAAUCGCCCUCCAACAUGCUCGACCANCCCCCGACCAAUUCCUCCGCGUCCAUAGCAUCCUCGCUUUCCAAACAAUCCUCUGCUCAAGAUGCCCCAAAGGAGCGCCCUGGCUUCUUUCGACGAGUCUUUGGCUCUUCCACACGUACCAAUUCCUUUCCAGAACAGCAGCGGCCCACUGUUGGAGACCUUUCGACCCAACGUGUUGAGAGUCCUGUACCAAACGUGCCUGCAAAGACCCAGGCCAAUCUACCCGACCCUCCUCAUAAUGUUGUCACCAAGAAGGCUUCCUUUUUCAGACGCCGUAAGAAGUCGAUAACUGAUGCUCCCCCGCCUCCGCCUUUGCCAAGUACUGCUUUGUCCGCUGCUCAUCUUCAAGAACACCCUGCACCUGUAAGUCCGGGUGCAAGCAGUCUCCGAAUGGUCAUGGAUCCUUAUCUCAGCGAUUCUGAUUGUCAGCUAAACAAGACUGACUCUGACUACUUCAAGCCCGUCGACACUCCUAUCAGCCAACCCACCAGGUCCAGCAUACUCAGCCAUGAAACAGACGAGUCCUCCGAACUCGACAUGUUCCACUCUGGAUACACUCCUCCACCUGAUGCCUCUAUACGAAGAGUGGGAAUAGAGCCGCUGGAACCACGACUAGGCGGGGCCGAUUCUGUGACUCCGAACGCUCAGCAAAAGCCCUUCACAAGUCCCAAGCUGGAUGAUAUGGAGCGUAAUUUUGGUGGAGUGGCCGAACGCCUACAAGUUGGAAACACACGUCCGGACUUGUUGCAGAGCAACUCAUUCUUGGUAGAUAACAGCGAUGCUGAUGACAGCAGAGCCCCUUCCAUUGUCUCUGCCCUCAGCGAAACAUAUCUUGGAGCUUCGGGCGCAUUCAGUCCUGUUUCACCGAUUGCGAAUUCGCCUAUGGCUACUCCCGUAGAGAGAUUUGUCACGUCCCCGACUUCUGAUACGGACAGAGAACCCCCAUCGCCCAGGUCACACUUCUUUGGAUAUAACCGGGAUAGUCUCGGCCUACCACUUGAAGGUAUCAGGGCGCCACAAAGUUACGUCGUUUCUAACGAUGAGAGCGGCCUGCCCUCGUUCCAAAUUGAUGGCAACACUGUUCGUCCAUCAGUCGAGGUCGCCCGAGGUAUGCUCGGUACCAUCGAUGAGCCGACAGCUGACGAGAGAGAACGCGCUCGUCAGAUCUAUCAAGGCGAGGAGCAACACAUGCUCAAAGAUGAGGCUGCUCCAUGGCUUGGUGACAAGAAUCCCGUCAGCGCUCGCACUCUUGCCGCGUACAUGGACCUUCAUGACUUUGCAAACCGCAACAUCCUCAGUGGCUUGCGCGCACUCUGCGAUAGACUCGUCUUGAAAGGAGAGAGCCAACAGGUUGAUCGCAUCCUCGAUGCCUUUUCUAGAAGAUGGGACGAAUGCAACCCUCACAACGGCUUCAAAGGGCCAGGUGUGGUACACGCCAUUUGCUAUGCGUUGCUAUUGCUCAACACCGAUCAACACAUGGCCGACAUCCAACACAAGAUGACACGAUCCGAGUUCAUCAAGAACACUAUGCCUGCCAUCAAAUCAGCCGCCGAGAGCGCAACCAUCAGACCAACCCGAUCCCAGAGACCUUCUUUGCCUUGGUCAGACACCACACCCAAGUCACCUGAAGAUGACGAUCGAGGUUCUGUUGAUUUCAGAAGAUCGACAAAGCGCCUCUCAUUCAGGCCCGGCAUGGGCAGGUUCGAAACCGACCCUGGUCCGAACGAGAAUGGAGAACUUGGCUCAAUGAGCCAUCUGGUCACCCGACCGUUCGAUGGUGCUGAGCACAAGUGGUUGACAGAAGUCGAGUCCGUACUCAAAGCAUUCUACAACUCCAUUGUUUCCUUGGCUCUUCCCUUGCACGGCUCUCAAAGUUCGAAAGAACACCCUGGCUCUUCUCAUAGCCCUGCAAAUCUCAGUGUUGCAGGAAACUUGAGACGUACUGGUUCGGUCAUAUCCAAAGCACCUUCUGAGGGCUUCUCCUACCGAAGCAAGCAGAGGAAUAACAGUGCUCUAUCAUCACACUGGAAUGCAGCCCAGAACAGAUCCAGACAGAAGAUAUACCCUGCCUCAACUGUUGGCUCAACUCGAACCUCGAUCGACGACGGCCGUUCUGUCUGGAGCCCGUCUGCACAGAGCAGCAUGUGGAGCAAGAUAUCCAUGGGCAGAACCCAGACUACCAUGAGUGUCGAGAGCUUCGCUGUUCAUCCGGACUUCAAGCAGAGCCUAGGUUUCACAAAUGCAUUGUCGCAAGCAAUCAUCCGAGAGGAGGGUGCAGGUGAUACUGAGUCUGUUAUGAAGAUUGGCACUGUGCUCGAAGAUGAAAGUCUGGAGCUGGCCGGUGCGCCUUGGGCAAAAGAAGGCAUGGUUAAGCACAAACACCACCUGGAUGGCCCCGAGAAGAAAGCAAAGGAGCGCAGCUGGAGUGAGACCUUUGCUGUGGUCGAGAAAGGAUAUUUGCAUCUUUUCAACUUCAACCGAACCACGACCAAGAUCAGCGACAUGCGUAGCACCAAGCGCCAUCUACCUAAGUCGGGUAAGGCUGCCGGUGCAGCACCGUCUGUCGUUGGCGGCGGCAAUUGGACCGACAAUGCGGACGAAACUGAUCAGUUCCUUCUGAGGCAGUCUCUCGCGACUCUCCUACCACACCCGGGCUAUAGUAAGACUCGUCCGCAUGUUUGGGCACUGAGCCUGCCGACUGGUGCCGUUCAUUUGUUCAACGUUGGUACCGCCGAGAUUGCGGAAGAAUUUGUCUCCACCGUCAACUACUGGUCUGCGCGUUUGAGCAAAGAGCCUCUAGUGGGUGGUGUUGACAAUAUCGAAUAUGGAUGGAGUGAGAAUAUUAUCAACCCUGCUCUCGUUGGUAACGACAAUGGAGAACCUCUUACCAAACCCCAGUCCAGAGCUGCAGGAAAUCACGCACACUCAGCUUCUGUCAAUAGUGUUGGCAAACAGAGCAUGCAGUCAACUGUCCGUGGAUCCUUCGACCAGACUUUUGGAUCGAGAUCCAGAUUACCUGGCGAUCGCGCCCAUAUCGCUGACUGGAAGCCUCCUGCAGCAUCAAUGUUGCCGUCGCAAUUGCUCGAAAUCGAUCAACUUCGCAGUCUAAAAGCGUAUGUUGCUUCUGUAGAAACUGAACUCGAGCGUCACAACGAGCUGCGAAGUGCCGUGAACCUUGCCUACACCAACCAUUACGGCCAGAACUGGAACAAGGUCACCGGCAACUGGGAGAAGAAAAGCGCUUACCUUCUUCGAGAAGUUGUAAAGUUCAGAACUUAUAUCGAAGCUCUUGAGCGAGCGUGUCGCGCCAAAGAAAAUGUCUAUGAAGAACGACAUGCUCGCGAACAAGAGAGAGCUGCACUUGGCUCCAAGGAUGGAAAGAAGGAGAAUGUCAAAGCGUGA
Aureobasidium uvarum is the source of this 4296-nucleotide messenger RNA. The record is from the annotation of a GenBank genome assembly. Lineage: Eukaryota; Fungi; Ascomycota; Dothideomycetes; Dothideales; Saccotheciaceae.